AUGCUAUCGGAGACCGUAUAUAGCUCUGACGUUAGCGAUGAUCCGCGAAGUGCAGGCUUAUCGCCUAGGGUUGCCGCCUUAGCUACUAAUUUUUUCGACGAAUUACAAGUGUUGAUCAACGCAUACGGCAAUGAAGCUGUUGAUCGUUUAACGCCAAUGAUCGUAUCAGUAUUAGAGAAUCUUGAUAACGCUUUUAGUGAAAGUCAUGAUUAUUUGAUUAAGUUGGAAGAAGUAGAUGAAGAUAAACAGCAAUUGUUAGCCCAAUAUGAGCGUGAAAAACAACUCCGUAAAAUUGCUGAAGAGAAAUAUUUAGCCGUUGAAGAUAACUUGGAAGAAGAUAAAAGAGAGUUAGAAAAUCAGCUAGAAAGCAAUAAUAAACAAAGUCGGCAGUUGGAUGGUAAAUGCAAAGCUUUAAUACAGCAAGGUAAUUCACUCAUCGAAAUAUCUCUUUAA
Trichoplax adhaerens is the source of this 453-nucleotide messenger RNA. RefSeq lists its product as uncharacterized. Gene Ontology annotation, molecular function: signaling receptor complex adaptor activity; MAP kinase scaffold activity; JUN kinase binding. The transcript has 2 exons. Gene Ontology annotation, biological process: vesicle-mediated transport. Bases 1 to 453 code for a protein of 150 amino acids. NCBI's taxonomy places the organism in Eukaryota, Metazoa, Placozoa, Uniplacotomia, Trichoplacea, Trichoplacidae. The record is from RefSeq and is a predicted model, not a curated record. Gene Ontology annotation, cellular component: cytoplasm.